AAAACCCUGUCCUGCCUAGAGCUUCAUUUAGCUACUCAAGUGUAACCGACUUCACCAAGCAGGCUGUCGCCGCCGACUUGGUAGGGCUACUAGCGGUCCUGUGCUGUCCAUUGUACAGACAACGCGUUCAUCUUUCGACAGUCUAUUCUUCUUCCGUGCCGAGGUGUCUAUUAGGAUGCGGUUACCACUUUUUUCACUAUUCUGAUACAUUAAAAAUCAGCGAACCGUCCACGUUGGAAACGAUAAACGUAUUAAACGGACAAGCUCCACUCCAAUCACAAGUACAAACGAACAUCUCACUUACUCUUUCUUUCAUAUUUUUCCUAGUUUUACAACUUUUUUCACGGCCAGUGCGCAAGCUUGGCACUGGCGCGCAAGAAAACAUUUAUUUCCACGCUCCCUUGCGUGCCGUAACGUUCACACACUGGCCCCACUGAUUGUGGUAUAAAAAGGGCACGGAAACCGACAACAUGAUGAGCAAUAAUACUUACUACGAGCAGCAGCAGCCGCCGCAGUACUACCAGAGUACGGACAACGGGGACGACGAAGAAGAGGAGAUGCCGGCUACGGAGAAGGACCUCGCUGAGGAUGCGCCCUGGAAGAAAAUCCAACAGAACACCUUCACCAGGUGGUGUAACGAGCACCUCAAGUGCCUCAACAAGCGGAUCAACGACCUACAGAAAGACCUGACCGACGGGCUCAAGCUCAUCGGUCUCCUGGAGGUUUUGAGCCAGAAGAAAAUGUACAGAAAGUACCACGCCAGACCUAACUUCAGACAGAUGAAACUGGAAAAUGUGUCCGUCGCGCUGGAAUUUUUGGAGAGAGAACACAUAAAGCUGGUAUCGAUAGACAGUAAGGCCAUCGUGGAUGGGAACCUGAAGCUUAUUCUGGGUCUGAUCUGGACUCUGAUCCUGCACUAUUCCAUCUCAAUGCCCAUGUGGGAGGACGAGGACGAUGAGGACGCCAAGAAGCUGACCCCCAAGCAGAGGCUGCUGGGAUGGAUCCAGAACAAGGUGCCCCAGCUGCCCAUCAACAACUUUCACCGUGACUGGAGGGACGGCAAGGCUCUGGGAGCCCUGGUUGACAACUGUGCCCCAGGCCUGUGUCCUGACUGGGAGACGUGGGAUCCUAGCCAGCCUGUGGAGAAUGCCAGGGAGGCAAUGCAGCAGGCUGAUGACUGGCUCGGUGUGCCCCAGGUGAUAGCCCCUGAGGAAAUAGUGGAUCCCAAUGUGGACGAGCACUCGGUGAUGACCUACCUGUCCCAGUUUCCCAAAUCCAAGCUGAAGCCUGGCGCCCCGCUGCGCUCCAAGACUCUACACCCUAAGAAGGCCAAGGCCUACGGACCAGGUAUUGAUCCCAGAGGUAACAUGGUGCUGAAGCCGGCUGAGUUCAUCGUGGAGACAGUGGAGGCGGGGCUAGGGGAGGUGCUGGUCUAUGUGGAGGACUCAGAGGGACACACAGAGGAGGCCAGAGUGAUCCCCAACAAUGACAAGAACAGGACGUACUCUGUCAUCUACCUGCCCAAAGUGGAGGGCCUUCACAAGGUGAAGGUGAUGUUCGCUGGGCAGGACAUAGACAGGAGUCCCUUCGUAGUGAGUGUGUCCAAGGCCAUGGGAGACCCCAACAAGGUGCAGGCCAGAGGACCAGGACUGGAGCCUGUAGGCAACGUGGCUAACAAGCCGACCUACUUCGACAUCUACACAGCAGGUGCCGGUGCUGGAGACGUGGGUGUGAUCAUUGUGGACUCCCAGGGCAGAAGAGACACCGUGGAGAUCAUUCUGGAAAACAAGGGGGACAGUAUUUUCCGUUGCACCUAUUGCCCUAUCCUGAAGGGGCCUCAUGUUAUCUACGUGACGUUUGCUGGGCAGCAGAUACCCAGAAGCCCUUUCACUGUCCACAUCUCAGAGGCUCCACCGAGCGCCCUGCCCCCUGGCUCUCCGGUGCAGAUAGUGCCCCAGUCCAUACGCACCCCACCCACAGACAAGGCCAAGAGAGUGCCCCCCCCAACACCGCCCAAACCCAGGCGACCAACCAGCAACCCCAACAUGUGUCGGGCCUCAGGGAGAGGUCUCCAGCCUAAGGGGGUGAGGGUGAAAGAGGUGGCUGACUUCAAGGUCUACACCAAGGGAGCCGGCAGCGGAGAGCUCAAGGUCACCGUCAAGGGGCCAAAGGGACUAGAGGAGCCUGUGAAGGUGCGUGACGCGGGAGAUGGGGUGUAUGAGUGUGACUACUACCCCAUCAUGACUGGCAAAUACACCAUCACCAUCACCUGGGGCGGACAGACCAUCCCACGCAGCCCGUUUGAGGUGGGGGUGAGUGAGGACGUGGGGUCCCAGAAGGUGAGGGCGUGGGGGCCGGGCCUGGAGACAGGCAUGGUGGGGAAGUCAGCUGACUUUGUGGUGGAGGCCAUCGGCACAGAGGUGGGAACUCUGGGUUUCUCCAUCGAGGGCCCGUCGCAGGCUAAGAUAGAGUGUGAUGAUAAGGGCGAUGGGUCAUGUGACGUACGUUACUGGCCCACGGAGCCUGGCGACUACGCUGUUCACGUCAUCUGUGACGACGAGGACAUCAAGGACAGCCCCUUUAUGGCCCACAUCCUCCUCACAGCCAAUGACGUGUUCCCUGAGAAGGUGAAGAGCUAUGGCCCAGGUCUGGAACCGAUUGGCUGCAUUGUCAACAAACCAGCAGAGUUCACCAUUGAUGCAAGUGGAGCCGGCAGGGGCCAGCUGAAGAUAUACGCCCAGGAUGCAGAGGGCUUCCCCAUAGACAUCCAGAUCACAGAGAACGGAGACAGCACCUUCCUCUGUGUCUACAUUCCCACUAAGCCCAUCAAACACACCAUCAUUAUCACCUGGGGAGAGGUCAACGUCCCCAACAGUCCCUUCAGGGUGACCAUCGGAGAGGGCAGCCACCCAGAGAAUGUGAAGGUGUAUGGUCCAGGUGUGGAGAAGUCAGGUCUGAAGGCCAACGAGCCCACCUACUUCACUGUGGACUGCAGCGAGGCAGGACAAGGGGAUGUCAGUAUCGGCAUAAAGUGUGCUCCCGGCGUGGUGGGUCCGGCAGAGGCUGACAUCGACUUUGACAUCAUCAAGAACGACAACGACACGUUCACAGUGAAGUACAUGCCCCCCGGCCCCGGACGCUACACCAUCAUGGUGCUGUUCGCUGACCACGAAAUACCCAUCAGCCCUUUCAGGAUCAAGGUGGACCCCUCCCAUGACGCUAACAAGGUGAGGGCGGAGGGACCCGGACUCAACAAGACAGGAGUGGAAGUAGGUAAGCCCACCCACUUCACCAUCUACACCAAGGGAGCGGGCAAGGCCAAGCCUGAAGUGCACUUCACCGGAGCAGCCAAAGGGGACGCCGUUCGAGACUUUGAGAUCAUUGACAACCAUGACUAUUCCUACACCGUGCGCUACACUGCAGUGCAACAGGGUAACAUGUCUAUCUCAAUCUGCCACGGCGGUGACCCCAUUCCCAAGAGCCCCUUCAACAUCACUGUGGCUCCGCCCCUUGACCUCAACAAGGUCAAAGUUCAGGGGUUGAACAACAAGGUUGACGUUGGGAAGGAUCAGGAGUUCACAGUGAGCACGCAUGGCGCCGGUGGCCAGGGCAAGUUGGAUGUGAAGAUCACCUCGCCCUCUCGUCGGCCAAUCCCCUGCAAGCUGGAGUCUGACACGGCCAACGAAGUGCACACUGUGAAGUACAUUCCCCCUGAGGAGGGACCCUACAAAGUGGACAUCAGCUAUGAUGGGAACCCUGUGCCUGGGAGCCCCUUCACUGUGGAGGGGGUGAUGCCCCCUGACCCCUCAAAGGUGCGUGCCUAUGGCCCAGGCCUCCAGGGGGGCAUGGUGGGCAAGGCGGCCCCCUUCGCCAUUGACACCAAGGGUGCGGGCACCGGCGGGCUGGGCCUGACCGUGGAGGGGCCAUGCGAGGCCAAGAUUGAGUGCCAGGACAACGGCGACGGGUCCUGCUCUGUCUCCUACCUGCCCACAGAGCCCGGCGAAUACGCCAUCAACAUCCUGUUUGCCGAGCAGCACAUCCCCGGCUCCCCCUUCAAGGCCAUGGUACAGUCUGUGUUUGACCCCAGUAAGGUCACAGCAAGUGGGCCAGGCCUGGAGAGAGGGAAGGUCAACGAGGCAGGGUCGUUCGUAGUGGACUGCUCCAAGGCUGGGGAGGCCGAGCUGACCAUUGAGAUUAUUUCCGAUUCGGGGUCGAAGGUGGAGGUGCGUGUUCAGAACAACAGUGAUGGGACCUAUUCUAUCACGUACAUCCCACAGUUCCAUGGCAUGUAUACUAUCACCAUUAAAUACGGGGGGCACGCCGUGCCCAAGUUCCCCGCCCGUGUGCAGGUGGACCCAGCCGUGGAUACCAGCGGGGUGAAGGUGUGCGGACCAGGAGUGGAACCCAGAGGGGUCCUGAGGGAGGUGACCACCCAUUUCAUCGUGGAUGCCCGUGCCAAGAGCAAGAUCGGGGGCAGCCAUGUCAAGGCCCGCAUCGUCAACCCUUCAGGCGCCAACACAGACGCCUACAUCACUGACAAGGGAGAAGGCACCUACAGAGUGGAAUACGCUGCCUAUGAGGAUGGGAUGCACCUGAUAGAGGUGCUGUAUGAUGAUGUGGCGGUGCCUAACAGUCCGUUCCGUGUCCCGGUAACGGAGGGUUGUGACCCCAGCCGUGUCAGAGCCUACGGCCCUGGUCUGGAGGAGGGCCUGGUCAACAAACCCAACCGCUUCACUGUGGAAACCAGGGGUGCUGGUACAGGGGGUCUGGGCCUGGCCAUCGAGGGUCCGUCAGAGGCUAAGAUGUCCUGUAAGGACAAUAAAGAUGGCAGCUGCAGUGUGGAGUACAUCCCCUUCACCCCGGGAGACUAUGAUGUCAACAUUACCUUCGGAGGCUUGCCCAUCCCAGGGAGUCCCUUCCGUGUGCCAGUGAGAGAGCUGGUGGACCCAAGUAAGGUGAGGUGUUCAGGCCCAGGGCUGGGUAGUGGAGUCAGAGCCCGUGUUCUUCAGACCUUCACCGUGGACACCAGCAAGGCUGGCCUCGCCCCUCUGGGAGUGGUGCUGUACGGACCUACUGGAGUGGCUGAGCCAGUGAACAUCACGGAUAACGGAGACGGAACACACACAGCGACCUACACCCCGGCCAAGGACGGCCCGUACAUCGUGUGUGUGAAGUACGCUGACCAGGAGGUCCCUCGCAGUCCGUAUAAGAUCAAGACAUUGCCUGCUCAUGAUGCCAGUAAGGUGCGUGCCAGUGGGCCAGGUUUGAAUGCCCAGGGUGUGCCUGCCAGCCUGCCUGUGGAGUUCACCAUCGAUGCCCGUGAUGCUGGCGAAGGCCUGCUCACUGUGCAGAUACUGGACCCAGAAGGCAAGCCGAAAAAGGCCAACAUCCGUGACAACAGAGAUGGGACGUACACAGUGUCCUAUGUACCUGACAUGGCAGGGCGCUACACCAUCACCAUCAAGUAUGGAGGAGAUGAGAUUCCCUACUCACCCUAUCGUAUCCAUGCCCUGCCCACUGGAGACGCCAGCAAGUGUCUGGUCACAGUUUCCAUUGGAGGACAUGGAUUGGGUUCAGGCCUCGGACCCACCAUCCAGAUCGGCGAGGAGACCGUCAUCACCGUGGACGCAAAAGCUGCUGGGAAGGGGAAGGUGACCUGUAAGGUGUCGACGCCAGAUGGGGCCGAGCUAGACGUGGACGUGGUGGAGAAUUCCGACGGAACGUUUGACAUCUAUUACACGGCUCCGGAACCCGGGAAAUACGUCAUCACCAUCCGCUUUGGAGGAGAACACAUUCCAAACAGCCCCUUCCACGUGGUGGCCAGUGAUACCGUCCCUAUAAUAGAGGAACCGUGUGACAAGCUCCAGUUACAACAGCCCUACCAGGCCUACCAGGGCUACCCCCCUCACUGGGCCACAGAGGAGCCAGUCACCACCGGCGAUGUCAUGGAGCCUAUGCUCCGCCCCUUCAACCUGGUCAUUCCGUUCACCGUUCAGAAGGGAGAGAUCACAGGUGAGGUGCGUAUGCCCUCAGGUAAGACAGCCCGUCCUAACAUCACAGACAACAAGGAUGGGACAGUCACAGUGAAGUACGCCCCUACAGAGAAAGGCCUGCACGAGAUGGACAUCAAAUAUGAUGGAAACCACAUCCCAGGAAGUCCCCUCCAGUUCUAUGUAGAUGCCAUCAAUAGUGGUCAUGUGACAGCCUAUGGUCCUGGUCUGAGUCACGGCAUGGUCAACAAAUCUGCCACCUUCACCAUCGUCACCAAGGAUGCAGGGGAAGGUGGUCUGUCCCUGGCGGUGGAGGGUCCCUCUAAGGCAGAGAUCAACUGUAAGGACAACAAGGAUGGAACCUGCACUGUGUCUUACGUUCCCACUGUGCCAGGAGACUACAACAUCAUCGUUAAGUUUGACAACAAACACAUCGCCGGCAGCCCCUACACUGCCAAGAUCACAGGAGACGACACUAUGAGGACAUCCCAGCUCAACGUUGGCACGGCAACAGACGUGUCAUUGAAGAUCUCAGAGACAGACUUGACCAGCCUGACAGCGAGCAUCAGAGCACCGUCGGGCAACGAGGAACCCUGCCUGCUCAAGAGACUGCCCAAUCGACACAUUGGUAUCUCAUUCACUCCUAAGGAGGUAGGGGAGCAUGUUGUGAGUGUGAAGAAGAACGGGACGCACGUGACCAACAGCCCCUUCAAGAUCAUGGUGGGCCAGUCAGAGAUUGGCGACGCCAGCAAGGUCAAGGUGUUUGGCCAGGGACUGGUGGAGGGACACAUCUUUGAGGUGGCUGAGUUCAUAGUUGACACCAGGAACGCAGGUUAUGGUGGUCUGGGUCUGUCUAUCGAGGGUCCCAGUAAGGUGGAUAUUAACUGUGAGGAUGUGGAGGAUGGUACCUGUAAGGUGACCUACUGUCCCACUGAACCAGGAAAUUACAUCAUCAACAUCAAGUUCGCCGACCAGCACAUUCCAGGAAGUCCUUUCACAGUGAAGGUGUGUGGUGAGGGCAGGGUGAAGGAGAGCAUCACCAGGAAGAGACAUGCUCCAUCCAUUGCUACUGUGGGCAGCACCUGUAACCUCAACCUCAAAAUACCAGGUAAUUGGUUCCAGAUGGUGUCGGCCCAGGAGCGGCAUACGCGCACGUUCACGCGCAGCAGUCACACGUACACGCGAACGGAGUGCACAGAGAUUAGUAAGACAAGGGCGGGGGAGACCAAGCGGGAGGUGCGCGUGGAGGAGAGUACCCAGGUUGGGGGAGACCCCUUCAGGGACGUGUUUGGAGAGUUCCUGGGGAGUCAGAGUCUCACAGGCUUCAGUGGGAUACCAGCCACUACCAGACAGUCUCAAGAGGGUGUGUGUGUGACACAAGAGGGUGACCAGGGGGCCCAGGAGAUGACGGCCCAGGUGACCAGUCCGGGGGGUAAAACAGAGGACGCAGAGAUCAUCGACGGCGAGGACAGCACCUACAGCGUCCGCUUCAUCCCCCAGGAGAUGGGUCCCCACACGGUCAAUGUCAAGUACCGGGGCCAGCACGUCCCCGGGAGCCCCUUCCAGUUCACUGUGGGGCCCCUGGGAGAGGGAGGGGCACACAAGGUCCGGGCUGGGGGCACAGGGCUGGAUAGAGGAGUGGCAGGAGUGGCAGCUGAGUUUAGUAUCUGGACCAGAGAGGCUGGAGCAGGGGGUCUGUCCAUCGCUGUAGAGGGGCCCAGUAAGGCAGAGAUCACCUUUGAAGACAGGAAGGAUGGAUCCUGUGGAGUGGCCUAUGUGGUGCAGGAGCCAGGUGACUAUGAGGUGUCCAUUAAGUUUAAUGAUGAGCACAUCCCAGACAGUCCCUUUAUAGUCCCCAUCGCCACUCUGUCUGAUAACGCACGCCGCCUUACAGUCACCAGCCUACAGGAGAUGGGAUUGAAGGUGGGCCAGGAGGCGUCGUUCGCGGUGCAGUUGAACGGGGCGAGGGGGUUGAUAGAUGCUAAGGUUCACACCCCGUCCGGAGCUGUAGAGGAGUGUUAUGUUACUGAGCUGGACAGCGACCAGCACGCCAUCCGGUUUAUCCCGAGGGAGAACGGAGUCCACUCCAUCGAAGUGCGUUUCAACGGGAGCCACAUUCCCGGUAGUCCCUUCAAGAUCCGUGUGGGAGAGAUCGGACAGGUCGGAGACCCGGGAAUGGUGUCAGCCUUCGGACCUGGGCUGGAAGGAGGAACCACAGGCGCGGCGUCUGAUUUUGUAGUGAACACGUGUAAUGCAGGGUCGGGUGCUCUGUCAGUGACCAUUGAUGGGCCGUCCAAGGUCAAGAUGGACUGUCAGGAUUGUCCCGAGGGUUACAAGGUCACUUACACACCCAUGGCCCCCGGCAGCUAUCUCAUCACCAUCAAAUACGGAGGACCAUCCCACAUCGUAGGCAGCCCCUUCAAGGCUAAAGUCACAGGUGCUCGUCUCUCUGGUGGCCACAGUCUACAUGAAACUUCGUCCGUACUUGUGGAGACAGUAACCAAGUCGUUGUCGUCGUCAUCGUCGAUGGGCGUGGCCUAUGGCCCUAAGUUCUCUUCGGAUGCCAGUAAGGUGGUCUCCCGGGGCGCCGGCCUAUCAAAGGCCUUUGUAGGGCAGAAGAACACCUUCACAGUGGAUUGCAGCAAUGCAGGAACUAACAUGUUGAUGGUGGGGGUACAUGGACCCAAGACCCCGUGUGAAGAGGUCUAUGUUAAACAUCUGGGAAACAGGAUGUACAACGUCACCUACACCGUCAAAGAACAGGGCAACUACAUCCUCAUCGUCAAAUGGGGGGAUGAAAAUGUCCCUGGCAGCCCCUUCCAUGUCACCGUCCCCUAAGACUCAUCCAUCCCCUGUACAACCCCCUGCUGUAUCCCAGAAUGGACUAGUCCAACACCCCCACAGACACACUAAAGAUGCAAAGACUUUUUCAGUCUGUCCGGAGGGUGGGGGGAUGGGGGGGGGUAAUUUACCCAUCAUGCAUUGUGCCACAUUUCUCUGAUAACUCAUCCAGGCGACAUCACAAAAUCUGAGUUGCCAAUCAUCCUAUGUCUGCGCCGCCCCACCAACUAGCCACCCUGAUGCUGUUUACUUUCAAUGAGAGGGAAUGUACAAAGAGGUCAAAUAAUGUUUUCUGUCUGUAUCAGCCUAUGCUAGUAUUUUCAGAGUACAAACACAGUAUGCAGUCACUACCGUGUGCUUUUUAGCUAGUCCCCCAAUGGUGUCCCACACUGCCUGUACUGGCCUGGUCAAAAUGGCUGCCUUACAUGAGGGAAGAUGGCUGUGACGUCACUGUCUGGGUCACAGACAGA
Molecule: messenger RNA, 9301 nt
Organism: Oncorhynchus tshawytscha (Chinook salmon)
Lineage: Eukaryota; Metazoa; Chordata; Actinopteri; Salmoniformes; Salmonidae
Product: filamin-C-like
Exons: 48
Coding region: 471-8828 (2785 amino acids)
Biological process (GO): actin cytoskeleton organization
Molecular function (GO): actin filament binding
Source: RefSeq, a predicted model, not a curated record